Myripristis murdjan (pinecone soldierfish) is the source of this 3331-nucleotide messenger RNA. It is a transcript of the gene clk2a, whose product is annotated as CDC-like kinase 2a. The transcript is spliced from 13 exons. Bases 237 to 1832 code for a protein of 531 amino acids. Gene Ontology annotation, cellular component: nucleus. The record is from RefSeq and is a predicted model, not a curated record. Gene Ontology annotation, biological process: regulation of RNA splicing; peptidyl-tyrosine phosphorylation. NCBI's taxonomy places the organism in Eukaryota, Metazoa, Chordata, Actinopteri, Holocentriformes, Holocentridae. Gene Ontology annotation, molecular function: ATP binding; protein serine/threonine kinase activity; protein tyrosine kinase activity.
AGUCAACUACUACGGUGGUUGUUUACGCACUGAGCGCACAGCUACAUUUUUCGUGCAGGGAGGCGUAGCAGCUCUACUAGUCGGAACUAGCCCGCUGGAUAAACAGAGAAAGCUGGCCGCCUGCUAGCAGGAGAGCUUGAAGAAAUCUGCCAGUGAAAAGAAGCGUAGAAAGACGGGACUGAAGCACCGCCACGGAUUUUUUGUGGGAUAAACGUACCGGGCUCGCUGCUAAAACGAUGCCUCACACGAGACGAUACUCGUCCUCGGACAGAGACAGUCGGAGCAGCUACCAAGACCGUUACCGGGACCGGGACAGAGGACGCAGACAACGGCACCGGAGAUCACCUUCCUUCUCUUCUAGCAGCGACAGAGAAAGAGACAGAGACAGAAGAGGACGGGGACACAGGCAGGAGGGAAGCUAUGCACGCACAAGGAGUCGUAGCUAUGACAAUCGCUCGGCGGAGCGUCGGCCGUUCGACCGAAGAUACUGCGAGGGAUACAGACGCCUGGAUCAAAGCAGAGAACGAGACCGCGACAGGGACAGGGAGCCACAUGGAGCAGCUGAUAGUUACUAUCCACGCGACUUCUCUCCAAGCAUGUACGACUACCGACGUGGCCGUGAGAGGGAACGUGAACGGGACGAGUCGUAUCGGCGGAAAGGCAGCAGGCGUAAGCACAAACGAAGGCGGCGUAGAACCAGGUCCUAUAGCCCAUCUUCCUCGCGGAGCGACAGCCGGACGCGGGCACUGAGUGUGAGGGACGACGAGGAAGGGCACCUGAUCUGUCGGAGUGGGGACGUCCUGCAAGAGAGAUAUGAGAUUGUCAGCACCUUGGGGGAGGGCACCUUCGGGAGGGUGAUGCAGUGCAUUGACCAUCGCAGAGGAGGGGCCCAUGUUGCUCUGAAAAUUAUUAAGAAUGUUGAAAAGUACAAGGAGGCGGCUCGUUUGGAGAUCAACGUACUGGAGAGAAUCAACGAGAAGGAUCCUGAAAACAAAUACCUUUGUGUUCAGAUGUAUGACUGGUUUGACUACCAUGGCCAUAUGUGCAUCUCCUUUGAGCUGCUAGCUCUCAGUACCUUUGACUUCCUAAAGGAGAACAACUAUCUACCCUACUCAAUCAGCCAGGUCAGACACAUGGCCUACCAGAUCUGCCUCGCCGUCAAGUUCCUCCAUGACAAUAAGUUGACACACACAGACCUGAAGCCUGAGAACAUCCUGUUUGUCAACUCAGACUUCACAAUGACCUACAAUGUAGAAAAGAAGAGGGAUGAGCGGACUGUUAAGAGCACGGCGGUGCGGGUGGUGGACUUUGGCAGUGCCACUUUUGACCACGAGCACCACAGCACCAUUGUGUCAACGCGGCAUUACCGAGCCCCCGAGGUCAUACUGGAGCUGGGAUGGAGCCAGCCUUGUGAUGUGUGGAGCAUUGGCUGCAUCCUGUUUGAGUACUACCUGGGCUUUACCUUGUUUCAGACUCAUGACAAUAGGGAGCAUUUGGCCAUGAUGGAGAGAAUCUUAGGACCAGUCCCUUCCAGGAUGAUUCGCAAGACACGGAAGCAGAAGUACUUCUACCGUGGCCGUCUAGACUGGGACGAGAGCUCCUCAGCCGGGAAAUACGUCAGGGAGAACUGCAAACCCUUGCGGCGGUACUUGCUGUCUGAAGCAGAGGAGCACCACCAGUUGUUCGACCUGAUAGAAAGCAUGCUGGAGUAUGAGCCCUCCAAGAGGCUGGCUCUGGCCGACUCUCUCAAACAUCCCUUCUUUGAAAGCGGAGGGAUGGGUGAUGCAGCAACCAGCAAGAGUUGGGAGGGUAACCGGGAUAUCAGCCGGUGACCCAUGAACCCCCAAAGACUCUGAGCGACAGAGGAGAUCUUUUCUUUUUUUUUUUUUGUUUGUUUGUUUGUUUUUCCCUAAUGUGGAGCUGAGCGAUGCAGUGAUCAGAUGCAGUUAUCGUCGAGCUGUUGAAUUGAUAGGGGCUUCUGAUGUUUUCUGUCAUUCAUCAUUUAAGCAUGGACAUCUUAACUUGUUGCUCCCUUCUCCCUGCUCCUCUGAUCCACCUCUGCGGCCAUGAGAGACUUAGCAGCAGAGGGACCAAAAGAAACCACGAGAGACUCGAAGAGAGCCAAAAUGAAUCUUUCCCGUCUUUUCUAGCUCUCUCAGCCUCAACAGAAGACAAAUGUCCAAGGGAAGAUUGAUUUUACCCAAACUGUAGCCCUCUAUGCAGCUGCGGUCUUCCUUUUUUGAAUUCCUCCAUCUUUCCCCCCUUUUCCCUCUUUCCGUCCUUUCUCCCACUCUUUACAUCAGCAUGUUAAGAAAAUAACUGACCUUUUUAAGGAAAUGAGCACUACUGUAGUCAGUCAUAAAAAAACUCAGUUUUGGGGAAAACGUCUUCCGAUUCUGUAGUUUGAGGAGAGAUCAAAAAAGAGAUGGAGCUGUAUACGCAAUACAGAUAUUAUGUUACGCUAAUCAUCAAAUCAUUACAAUUUAUAAAUAGUUAACUUGAUUGUGCAGGGCACUUCACCAAAAUUUGGUAGCGUGUUGAAGGAGAGCAAACAAAUUACAAGAGUUAAAUUCUUAAGUGACUGUUUCUAAAAAAAAAAAAAAGAAAAACAAAUAAGAAAAAAACAACAACUUUGAGAAUGUCUCCAGCAAUGCCAGGUGUCUCAAUUUUUUCACAUUCUGUUACGUGAUGUGCACUUCCAUUGCAAAUAAUUGUUGAUACACGUUCCAUUUCUUUUUUGUAUAAAACGAGCAUCCCUUAUAAGACGAUUCUUCUUGCCCUUAACUCUCCAUCCAUUCGGCCUGUUAUAUUAGCCAAUGAGAUGAUAAUGGUGAUGGACACUCCACACAUAUAGGCCUCUAUUAGCCUGUCUUAUUGAUAGAUAUAUGUUUCUGUUACGUUAUGCAAUGCUUUUUUUGGUGUGUGAGUGUGUGUGCGUGUGUGCGUGCGUGUGUGUGUGUGUGUGUGUGUAUUGGUGGGGGUGGUGCGGGUAACUUCCACAUUAAUGUAUUGCUCAGUGAUUUCUUCCUCAUUUUUAGUCAUGGAAACAUUCUCGCAUACUUCCAAACAAACAUACCACAUGAACUGCCUUUUUCCAUGUGCGACAUGGUCAGACCUGCAGUCUCUCCACUGGGAUAAAGCACACAGCUCUUGCCGGUCACCAGUGAAACACACACAACUCCUGUUUAUAUUUAUUUUAAGUUACAGCAGGUCAUAGCCCCCCACACUCACCACCUGUACCUGACUUGUUUUUGUAUAAAAUUAAAGCGUAUAAAACUGUAUAUAUGUAUGAUUGUGUAGAAUUAAAGUUAAGUCCUCCUUGCCAAAGGUU